Molecule: messenger RNA, 1843 nt
Organism: Rhea pennata
Lineage: Eukaryota; Metazoa; Chordata; Aves; Rheiformes; Rheidae
Product: somatomedin-B and thrombospondin type-1 domain-containing protein-like
Exons: 6
Coding region: 1-1008 (335 amino acids)
Source: RefSeq, a predicted model, not a curated record
AUGAGGUGCUUUCAGGUUUUUGAUGGUUUCAAGGGUGGGGAGAAGGGCCGCGGCGCGCUGCGCGGGGCGGCGCGGCGCCGCCUCCCGGCGCUCGCAGCCGGCGGGCGCGGCCGCGGGAGUGAAGGUCGGCGGCGGGGGCGGGCGCGGCCGCGGGCGCCGCUCGGCACCUGCCGGCGGCGGAGCGCGGAGCGGGCCGCGGCCAUGGCGCGCUGCGCCGCCGCGCUGCUGCCGCCGCUGCUGCUGCUGCUGCUGCUGCUGGCGGCCCUGCCGCGCCGCGCCGCCGCCGGCUGCGCCGCCCGCCGCCUCUGCUGCCCGGGCCGCGACCUGCGCUGCCUCAGCGCCGGCUGGCGGCCCGACGGCUCCCACGGCCCCUGCUACUGCGACCAGGCGUGCGCCCACACCCUCGACUGCUGCCACGACUACGCGCAGGCCUGCCCGGUUGUCUCCUGUGUCGUGUCGCAGUGGAGUGUGUGGAGCGGCUGCGCAGAGCCUUGCAAGACAACGUAUCGUGUUCGGAGGCGGCACGUUGUUCAGGAGCCCCGGAACGGCGGAGAGCCAUGCCCUCCUCUGGAGGAGAGGGCUGGCUGCGUGGAGUACUGGAGUCAGCAAGGAGCCGAGUGCAAACAGUCCUUGAUCCCAGCAUUAAUAACAACAGGAGGGUUUGGAAAAGCAAGGAAAAAAAGAGCUGCAGCUGAUGGCAACGGAAGAGCAGGGUACUGUGUUGAAUUCCAGCUCGUGGCUAUCACGCAGGGCUGUCUGCACAGUCACCACUCGUACACCCACUGGAUGCGGUACCUCCGGGAGGGCCACACCGUGUGUGUGGAGUGUCAGCACCCAGCGCUGGAUUCCAGGAGUCUGCAUUGCUAUGGGGACGGCAGCGGGAGCAAAAAGAAUCAGCUGCUGCACUGGCAAGCUGUGGGGAACCCUCAGUGCAGGGGAACCUGGAAGAGAAUUCGCCAGCUGGACACUUGCUCCUGUCCCUCUGUUCACAGUUUCUUGUUCAUCUGAAUUCUCCUAAUGGUCCCAGCACAAGAGCGGGGUGACAGCUUGUCUGGUGCAAACAUGCAGUAGUAGUAGUAGUAACCACAACCAAAUCAAUGACUUCUCAGGGUCAAAGGCUGUACUGUUUGCUUCCAAGAGGUUGCUGUCUGCCCUGGGGAGUUUUGAAUCCUGUGUGUCAUGCAUCGUCCUCAAUUUUCAAAGAAAUUAGCUUUGAAGCAUUCAUCUUUUUCUCUCAGCAGAUCCAGCCUUGCUGCCUCUUCUGCCUGGGAGAGGCCGUUCUGACCCUGAUGACUUCUUUCAAAUUCCCCUUACCUUGAAAGGAGUAGGAUUCACCAAAUAAGAAAGCACACAGAAGAAAGCCAAUAUAAACCCAUGAUUAAUUAUUAUUUGCCAAAGUCUCACUGCAUAAUCAUAAAUGCAAAAUGAAUUAACUCAAGUGCCUCCAUUGCAUGGCAAUAGCACUACUUUGUGACUGCUUCUUGCUUGUAUUUAUAUAUCUUUUCCUUGUGUUUUUACCCUGCCCGGUCUCAUCCAUUUCAUAUUGGUCCUCAGUCUUACAGAUAAUACUGCCCUGCUGAGGAAAUGAGCCAGUUCAAAUCUGAGAACAGAAGGUACCAGGGAUAGCUAUGUCCUUGGACUUCAGGUUUCAAGGAACAUCUCCGGGUUUCCUCAAAGUGCCUUGCAGUCUUGGGGCUCUAAAUAUCAAGUCAACCUGUCUGCACCAGGAGGGACUAACUGUAGUUUUGUAUUUUCUACUGGAAAAUAUUUGGAAUAUUUUCUUUAUAUUCUGAUUUAUAUUCACGUUUUUCUAUAAUGGAAAAUAAAAGAGAGUAGAGAUGUA